AUGAGCAGCCACGUAACGUCUGGCUGUGCAGAAGGCAGUCAGGUCGUCCUCGAACGCCUCCAGGCUACUGUGAUGGCCAGCUCCGCCAAAUCGGUUGGGUCAUCCUUGCCCCCCUCUGUCGCCGAAAAGCUGACUGAAACGAAACCUACGACACAACUCCUUGCCGAGGAGCAGCAGAUUUCAAAUACCCAGAGGGUCUCAACAAGUUUAGUUUCCGGUGCCAUAGCAGGAGCGUUAGCUAAAACAACAAUAGCUCCCUUGGAUCGAACCAAAAUUAAUUUUCAAAUAUCACAGCAGCCUUAUUCAGCCAAAGCAGCUGUCAAAUUUCUUAAUAAUUCAUACAAAAAUGAUGGCCUACUGAGUCUUUGGCGAGGGAACAGCGCUACUAUGGCAAGGAUCGUACCCUAUGCAGCUAUCCAAUUUACAGCCCACGAACAAUGGAAGAGGAUACUGGGCAUUGAUAGUCCAGAAAAGAACAAAACCCUGAGCUUUCUUGCGGGUUCCUUGGCCGGGGUUACGUCGCAGGGCUUAACUUAUCCUUUGGAUCUUGCACGAGCUAGAAUGGCUGUCACGCAGAAGACUGAGUACAGAACACUCAGGCAAAUUUUUUCACGUCUUUACAGGCGAGAAGGGGUGACUGCUUUUUAUCGUGGUUUUACCCCUACAAUGUUAGGCGUCAUUCCGUAUGCUGGAUUCAGUUUCUUUACGUAUGAAACUCUGAAGCAAUUAUUAGCUGUUUAUAUAGUUGAGAGUCCUGGCUUAUCAACCAUGUCAGCACUGAUAUGCGGAGCUGUAGCUGGAAUGGUUGGCCAAACAAGCAGCUAUCCUCUUGAUAUUGUUCGUAGAAGAAUGCAAACAUCAGCUAUAAAAGGCGGAGCUUAUCAAUCAAUAACCACAACCAUAGUAAAAAUAUACACAGAAGAGGGAGCGUUUGCCUUUUUCAAAGGUCUUAGCAUGAAUUGGGUUAAGGGUCCUGUAGCUGUUGGAAUAAGUUUUGCAACUUACGACGUGAUUCGAGAUGGGCUGAGAAAUGUUUUAUCAUAAAACGAUAGUAAAAUCGUUUUAUCUGCCCUGUAAUAGCUUGCGUACAUACGUUACAUUUUAUUACAUAAGAAUUAAAAAAAAAAAGCUAAAACAUUAAUUUGUUAUGAAAAUUUAAAUAUUGAGGACAUGUGUUUAAAAAAAAAUCGUCCUUAUAAAAUCCUAAUCUCUUAUCUUAAUCAAAUUUUGUACAUAUAUAUAUUGUACAGAUAUAUGUAUAUAUAUCUGUUAGUCUUGCUACAAGUCGUUGUUAAAAGUUGUGUACAUAGUAUCCUGUAAGUGUUGAAAAAAGUAACGUUUUUUAAAAGUAUUUAUGUAUCAAAAAACGUGAUGACAGCAAUGGAACAUUUUUAUCAGUUCCUAUCGUUAUUAGCGGGUGUGAUUGUUACUCAUCUAUGUUGAUGAAGCUGUGAACUCAUGCGUCAAGACAAUAUAUCCACAGCUUCAUAGAAAUAGAGGGAGACCUUGCUGUUUAAUUUCAAAAAACGAAUGGUUGCUAGUGAAAUAUGUUUAUCAAGUGCAGAAUUGAAAAAAUAUAUAUAUAUAUAUAUUUAAA
This is a messenger RNA of Neodiprion fabricii, 1597 nucleotides long. It is a transcript of the gene DPCoAC, whose product is annotated as mitochondrial coenzyme A transporter SLC25A42. The transcript has 5 exons. The coding region runs from base 1 to 1044 and encodes 347 amino acids. The record is from RefSeq and is a predicted model, not a curated record. Lineage: Eukaryota; Metazoa; Arthropoda; Insecta; Hymenoptera; Diprionidae. Gene Ontology annotation, biological process: transmembrane transport.